GGAGGAGAUUUUAAGCCAAGAACGAAUCUAAUAGUCCAUAGCGAUACAACCCGACAUGACCAACCACAGAUUACCAUAAGUAAUUUAAUUGCCACUUUCACAUUCACAGCACUUGUUUAUCAUUCUAAAGCCUGUUUACUUUACACUGUGGCGUGCCUUCAUAAAAGCCGAUAUAUACCUAAAUUUAUUUCUGCCUUCGCUAAUUUUCUGUCAAGUGAUAAUGAUCGAAGAAAGAACUCACUUUCCACAUUCUCUCAAGAGACUUCAUUAGACUCGGCAAAACAGCAUUGACGUAAUGGUCGCGAGACAAACAACUUGGUGGGUGCUUUGUAAAGAAUUCAAAAGAAAACGAAAGCUUUACUUUUUAUUUGUCAGCCAGCGCUGUUUAGCGGAUUAAAAGUUGGAAAGAGCAUGCAUUAUUUAGUAACGACAUUGACAAUGAGUAAAUUGCGUUCACAGUCGAAACUGAGAAAACAUAAACAAAACCUCUGCUGUAAUUAGAUUUUAUCUUGAAGCGUUAGGGAGAGAGAUAGCCAAGCAUACCAGGCAAUGCGACUGUAUGUUAAUUUCCUUUCAUCUUAGCACAAAAGGUGAUACUUUACAUCAGCAUAUUGCUUCUCUGUUACGUAAAUUAGAAAUCACUUCAGCUUUCAAAAUACCUGGUGUACAUUACGCUGUCGAGAGAGACUUUGAAGCUUUCAAAGGCAUUGUAUGAAAUGCCAAGGUAGUGAAAUAAUCUAGUGAAAUGUUUACACACUUCAGAAGUACCGUCUGUUGGCAUUUGUAGGCUACAAACGAGACAGAAAAAUCAACGAAGGGAUUACAAGACUUUUCAGAGAUAUGAAAUUGACUAUCGGAGUUCACCGGAGCAGCUGAUUUCAAGGACAUUUGUGUUAUGGAAGGAAAAAAAGAUCAACAACUCGCCAAGAAGGUACGCUUUGAUCUGAACGAAGAGGUUUUUCUUAUUCCAAGCAAAUGGGAUCGCCUCAGCAAAUGCAAGACUACCAAUGCGAGAAUUAUUGACAGAAUGGCGAGUAAAAGUCGAACCAUCGUGGAUCGUCGAAUUGAUAUUAAGCGGGGUAAACAAAACAGAAACAGGAAAACGCAAGACGUCUUUGCCGCCGGCAAACCUUAUUCAAAUCCUGAACCAAAUGGAAGGUUUUCCGAAAACAACCGGCCGAAUUCUACGCCCGAUAUAAAGAGUAACAACGCCAGGAAGACUGUGCGGCAUAAAGAAGGUAACGAAAACACUAACAGCGGAAACUCAACAUCUCCGGUUGAAGGGAGACUAAAGCUGUAUCACCGUCCCCCUCAAGAAUUGCCAAAGCUGGACCUAGUGUUGCCUAAGGUACCUUACACGCCUGAUCUUAAGAACGCGAUCGAGAAAGCGCUUCAGAGGUCUCGAAGCAGGCCUACCCUGGACAUUGGACCGUUGGCUACACAAGAAAAGAACCCAGAACUUUCAACCUCUCAUCCCAAAGAUAAAACUGAGAAAAUGUUUCAAAGAAGGCUUUCGGACAGUUCUAUUAGAAUAGGGGAUGAAAAACCGAUGGAAAGAAAGCAAAACCAGGUCGGGGAAGCCAGCUCUAAAUUCAGCGAUCUUUCCUCUAAUAUUGAUGGUUGGAGCCCAUUUUCAGCAUGGAGCUCCAAAGACAGCACUAAUUUGCGUUCAGAUUCGACAGCACCUCUAACAAGAGGGAGAUCUAUGUCUUCCCUAAUACCAAGUAGUAUUCUAUAUUAACGUUAGUUAAAACGGCAGUUUACUGAAGUAACAUUGAGUGCUUCGAGCAUUUUGUACAUAUUAUGAUGAUAAAAGAGCAUUUGUUCUCUUUGUUAUGUACUCAGUAAGCCAGGACAUGGCGGGUUUGUGAACCUCAUGGAAAUUGUCUUCAUUGUUUAUAUUGCACGAAAAGUAUUUCAAAAUCAUUUUGAUGUAACAACAGUGCCAAGCAAAGUUACACGAUAGUUUAAACAGAAAGAAAAGUUAAAAAAGUUUAGUGAUCCAUCUAAAGCGUUACCUGGCAAAGUUUGAGAAGCCAGCUCGCUAUACAGCGAUGUUAAGGUAAAAAUAGAAUAAUAGUCGUUUAAUUUUUCAAAUUUUAGAAGAGCAGAGGUGUUUAAUCACAUGAUUAUAGUUAUUUACUUUAAACCAAAUUGUUGGCAACACACCGCCAUCCUUACUAUAUAGCGAUGGAUAUGGCAAUCGUUGUCGUUGUUGUUUUUCUUGUUGUUGUUAUCGAGCUCGAGGUCCUCAUCAUUAUCAUUAUCACCAUGGCAUUUUUACACUUUUCAAUGACUUAAAUUUUUCUUCGAUAAAAAUGAGAUGUGGCAAGAGAAGACUAACUUUAUGUUGGUUUGUAUAAUCGUGAAAUGAAAUGUUUGUUCAAAUCGAAGAUUUAUUUUGAAAUUCACUAGUUUAAAUAAUAGAUAAUUUUCUUCUGAUCUACAACGAAAUAGUGGUUAAUGUUGUCGAUCAUCAUAAAAGAUGAAAAAUUGUAAGGAAAAAUUUAAUGCAAAUGAUCAUGAAGUUGACUUUUUCUGAGUAAAACAAAUGUCCCAAGGUGUAAAAGGAAACUAUCUACAAAUAAAGAACGAAAAAAUCACUGUAAUCGAUCGUCGCUAUAGUGUCUCUGCCCGAGGCCGCGUGGGUAUGGAGACAAAGAACUGUCGAUCCGAGCCCACGGUUUCAUCACGACGUUGCUAAGUGACCUGAGACACUUGACGUCAGAAGAUGACGUAUCUUUUCCGGGAUCAGUUCACGCGAGAACUUUCUGUCUUGCUCUGCGCGCUUGUCUUUUAGUUGGGAUAAUGUAAAAGCAAUUACGUCUACGUGGAUUAGCUUAUGCUGGGCCACUCGUAUAUUUUCUUUGCGCGCUUAAUUCGGUUGUUGCGCGCCGAAUUGGGAAGAACAGAAACAUUGAACUGAAGAGGUUUUCCAGUCCUAGAAUUACAAGAGUAAUUUUCACCUGGUUCCUAUAAAUGACACUGUCAGAACACAGAGAAUUUAAGAUUUCGUGUAGUUCCUACUGCAACUGGAAAUUUAGUAACAAGCAAUUUUCCUCUACUCCCUGGAAAGCCAGGGGACUGGUGAAGAACAGACAACUACUACUCAGUCUGAGAAAAUAUCCAGGCGGAUACUCCAUCUUACGAUCGUAAUAUUAGGCAGAUCAGCGAAUAUUUUAAUUCAUCGCCACAUUUCCAGGAGAGGUAAGUGAAUAAAAGCUCAAUUAUCAGCCGCUCUUCAGGAAAAGAACCCGCGCUCAGAUUGCACUUGAAAGAUAGUCUGAAAUCUAUAGGCCUAUAGUAAAUAGUAAAACCUAGAACGGAAAUGAAAGGUUACUUGAGGGUCUUAAUUAAAGGGUCUUAAAUAGACGACUAUACAAUAGACGACUCCACGAAGCAAAAUAUUGACGCAGGUAAGGUUUUUGCUGCCACCAUUUCGCGAGGUACAGUUCGCAAGAAUUACACGACAAAUAAAAUUACUCUUGGAGAAGACUAUAUCGGGAAUGCGAUGAGACUGGGUCCCACCGCCUUUCCAAUCACACCACCGAUUCCGUUCAGUGAAUUUCCGGCUAGAAAUGCCAAGAGACCCUGCAAGAGUUUGGACCCAAAGCAGUUUGGCGUUUGGAGAAGCAAGCUGUAAAAUUUUGCCAGGAAGCUGAGGAGUUGAUUCGUCAGGUGUCAGAAAAUAGCGUCCAUAUUCAAUCGAAAAUAACAGAACGGCCAGAUACUUUUCUUCUUGGCGGAAAUCAUGGACCCGUUUCUUCCAAGGACUUCAAGAGCUUCGGAGAACCCUGGAACAUGCCAGAUGUUAAAUCCCUCGGAAAACCGGUUAGUAAAGACGUAUAUAACACCAAACCGGUUACAAGAUUUCCGUAUCUGAACCACAAGACAAAACCACAAACCAACGUAGGAUUGAGCUUACCCUCUUUCUCAGAACUUUCCUUACCCCAGCUCCUGUUGUCUGACGGGAACGGAACGCAGAGUCCAACUGCAAGGGCUGAUGGGAAAGGAGAAACUACAGACAAAACUGCGAGUAAACUCGCGCGAGUAAAACGGGAAGAGGGCACCAAUGGGAGACUUCUCUUCCAUUACUCGUACGGAUCAGCAAAGAAACUACCUUUGAAUUAAGCUGAACAGCAUUUGUCCGCGGUAGAGUUAAGGUCUUGGAAAAGGGCUAAAUAAAUGCUAUAAAUAGCAUCAAUUUAGUUAGCAGUCAUUUUUCCUUAAAAAAGUGACAUUACAUUUCGGAAAUACGAGUUUAUACCAUAUGUAACUACUUCAAAUCCAAUCAAUUUUUUGGCCUAAGAAUGUACCGUGAAAGGAUAAGUUAUGUUGCUAACUGAAACCCCUUGAUUAAUAAUCGUGUCUUAAGAACUUCACGAGAUGUUUCACACGCAAGUAAUUCAAGUCCAGUCAAAAUUGGCAUUAAGAGUGUCUCCUUAAAGAAUACAUCAUGUUGCUGCAUGUAAUUAAGCUGCAUCCUUGACCCGACAUCCCGGUCUGAGUCAAAUCCGCACGUAUAUGUAUUUAUACACGGCUCGUGUUGACAAACCCCACAAGUGGUUGCUUAUUACAUGAUAAAUGUCUUAUAUUCGGUUGAGCGGGGCAGCGAAUUAGAAUAUAAGAAGCGCUCUUUGCAUAUACCAGGUAGUGAAAGGGAGAAAAUUUUUUGUAUGUUUUUCUAGUAUUAAAUCAAGAAAGAUUCACGGAGACACAUGUUGCGUACGUUAAGAGGUGUGACAAUAAAAGAAGUUUACAUUCAUUCCAAGUUUUUUCUUGAUAUUACAUUUUUUCAGAGUAAGUGUCAUCUCCACUGACUUCUCAUCUAUCCGCACAGUUCUUCUUGCAGGUAGGAGACUGUUACUGCGUGCGCGGCUCAUCGUGUGUUGAUGUACAAGCGGAUUCUCAAAUAGUGUCGCAAGACCAAAACCAAAUCAAUUACUUACCAAUUAGACUACUCAGCCAAACUCAGACCAUAGUAAAACCAAAACCAAAGUAAUUCCCUUUUUACUUUCGGCCCUCAAUAGAAAACCGCUCCGAUGGCCAAUAAUUGGCCAAAAAACAAUUAUUGUUUCCUUUUCUAACUAAAGUGAGAAGCGUCAAUGUGUGGGCAUGCAUGAAGUAAGAUUGAAGACUACAAUAACUUUCCCCGCGACAGUAGUGUUUUAGUUCCAGAUGGCUGCGUCUACAGUCUUCCCUCGCCCAGUUUCGGACGAUUCUGCACGGCGGUAACACUAACAGGCCAAUCAGAAAAACAUAUUUAUGUACUUUUACCGUUUACGUUAACCAUCGGCGAACUACUUGUAAUAGUUUAUUUUAAUCAUUUUGAACUU
Orbicella faveolata is the source of this 5336-nucleotide messenger RNA. RefSeq lists its product as uncharacterized. NCBI's taxonomy places the organism in Eukaryota, Metazoa, Cnidaria, Anthozoa, Scleractinia, Merulinidae. The record is from RefSeq and is a predicted model, not a curated record.